AUGUCGGAAGUAGCAGAACGAUACGUAGAACAGAUCCACACCACAGCAGAAACAUUGCGAAGACGGAUCAUUGCUUACUACGAUGGCAUAUUUUUCCUCGGAAACAAGCUCAUAACGGCUGCUGAUCGAGCACGCGACAUUGCUGAACCAGUUGCGUAUGAUGUGAAAGACUAUGUAAGUGUAAUAUUGCAUUUCGCCAUCUCGUUAUCCUUGACCAUUCACUUCUUACUGGAACAGGUGAAGUAG
Molecule: messenger RNA, 246 nt
Organism: Haemonchus placei
Lineage: Eukaryota; Metazoa; Nematoda; Chromadorea; Rhabditida; Trichostrongylidae
Source: the annotation of a GenBank genome assembly